GAUCCCUUUCACCUCCCCUCGUUGAUUCUCUCGACAUCUCUUCCCUGAUUUUUGUUUCUCUGCGUUCGUCUUCUUCCUGCCGUCCCAAAUCUUGUCCCGAGCUGCGGAUUCACGGCUUGCAUUCGUUCAUUUCCGUUGCUGCAGCCUCCCUGCACACAACCUGUUCGACGAAACGCCUCCGAGCUCUGACCCCAUGGCGGAGGCGUCGGGCGACGGGGGCAUGGAAGACAAGAUCAGCGCCCUCCCGGAUGAGCUCCUCAUCCAUGUUCUCUCCCACCUGCGCUCACGCGAAGCUGUGCACACAUGCGUGCUGGCACGGCGCUGGCGAGACCUCUGGCAGUGGGUGCCCUGCAUCGACGUGUCUUUCAAGGAAUUCGCAGACAUGCCGUAUGAAGAUGAUGAUGAAGACGACUUUGAGUUCAAGAAGUUCGUCAACCGUUUGCUGAUGCUCCGUAGACCCGUUGACCUGGAGGCGUUCCGGCUCGAGUACAGGUUGCCCACCGACGGCGACUACGCUGAAGAUGACUCCGCCGGUGCUAACCUAUGGAUCGCCCAUGUGUUACAGUACAAGGCUCAGGCUGUCAAGGUUGUCACUCAGAACGAAUAUUUGCAGCUCGCACCUUCGGUAUUCACUUCAGCGUACCUGAAAAGACUGCACAUCUGCAAUGCUAAUCUGAUCCAAGGUUUCUUUAAGCACCUCCAAAUGGGCUGCCCAGUAUUGGAGUAUCUAUUGCUAUCGAACACCAACAUUCAGGACCUUGAUAUUUUCUCCAAUACACUGAAGGCUUUGACCCUCGCUGAUGAUGUUAUGUUCUCAUUUAACAAUGGUGACCAGGCUUCUAUUUCUGCUCCAAACCUCACUUCUCUGUCCUUCGAAUGGUGUCCUUCCGCGGCCAGGCUACCUGUACUAAAGAACAUGACAUCUCUAGAGACGGCGUCAGUAGUACUUUUAUGGGGGACAAUCAGAUAUUGUGAUGCGGAUGGUAUCAAGCAGUUUCUUGGAGGCCUCUCUCAUGUUAGAAGUUUGAACUUCUGUUAUGGUGUUAAAAAGGUGGAGAUGAAAGAUAACUACAGAUGGUGCCCAACAUUUGGUAAUCUUAUAAACCUGACUCUUCAUAGUUCGUGCGUGCAUGGAGACUUCUAUGCACUGAUAGUCUUCCUACAGAACUCACCUAGUCUAAAGAAGCUAACUCUUGAACUAUACCAGCGUGAAUAUCAAACGCAGGAUAUACCUACAAUCACUGGCGAGCUUGAGGACAGAUCAUUUACAUGUGAGCAGCUUGAGAUUGUUGAAAUCAUAUGCUCGGAGGGAAAUGAGCUGCUACCUUGGGUGAAUCAGUUCUUGCUUGAUAGUGGCAUAAGGCCUGAUCAGAUGCGUGUCAUUUACGAGGACUAAGGCCAAUGGAGGCAUUUGAUGAUUCAGGUCCCACUACAGGUGAAAUUACAUGGAAUCACACAUUGGAAUGUCAUCUCAGGCAAACAUUAUUUCCUAUUGGAUCUAUAUUCGCUCGCUCUGUUUUAGUUGGAAUGAACAUAGCAUGCGUGUUUGCUGCCCUUGCCUUUUUCAUACAGUAGUGAUGAUUUUGAAGCAUGUUCUGCUGAUGGUGAACCAAAAGAAACAUAUGACUUGGAUGUCAUUUUCCUAUGUGGUGCCAUUCUGGUAGAACGUCACACUACAUGAGACGUGAAAAAUUGCUUGUGCUGGUUGGAGUUUAUAUUGGUCCAAAUCUCCGAGGAUACUUUUCUUGUAACUGUUCUGUUAGCUCAUUCAGAUUUUGUGAUGUUAUUGAUCUGA
Messenger RNA from Aegilops tauschii subsp. strangulata, 1795 nucleotides. Its product is annotated as putative F-box/FBD/LRR-repeat protein At1g78760. Lineage: Eukaryota; Viridiplantae; Streptophyta; Magnoliopsida; Poales; Poaceae. Gene Ontology annotation, molecular function: protein binding. The record is from RefSeq and is a predicted model, not a curated record.